CUUUCAGAGUUCUAGUGUAGUAACUGUUUAUGCGCGCAAAUUUGAAUGCGAAAUCGUUGGAGUUGCAAAUUUAUGUUAUGUUCAAAAAUGGAAGUGCACAAAGAUGCAAAUCUAGAAGUUUAAAUUGCAUAACAAAAUUCUAUGUGAAAGCGUAAAGAUUAAUAUAUGGUUAUAUAAAGAAAAUAAAAAGACCUCCAAUAACUUUCAAUUCUAAAGAAAUGUAUAUCUACUAAACAUUGAACUUCUUUUCAAUGUCUGACAUACCUAUUUAUUUGAGAAGAAUUAUUGAGCAACUUGAUGAUGUCCAAUUCUCAAUUCAGGACAAAGAGAAUGUCAAUCAAGAUCCCUUACCAGAAAAGUUAAGUGGAAUCUCUCAUAUAGUUCUUCAAAAUGAUACCACUAGAUUUGAUGAUCUUGACGGUAUUGUUAUUCCUGAUAUUCCUUUAGAAGGAGAAGUCUUAUAUCAUAAUCAAUCUGUUGAUUAUGACAACUCUCUGCAAUUUUUAUUUGAUAAUGCCCAUAAAUUUAAUGAUCCAACCAAUCCAUUAAUAGUCACUUUAUAUUUUAAGCUUGGUUUCGAUGAUGAUGAAAGACCAUUGUAUGAUUUAAUUUUAAGAGCAAAUUCACUUCAACAAUUAGGAAGUUUUAAGUUCAAAAUUUAUAUCUUCAAAUUUGUUGAUCAUGAAAAACCAAAUAGAUUUAUGAUGCCAAAGUUAGAUUAUUUGAUGAAGUUAAAUAUCAUUGCCUUUAGAUUCGAUACUGAUAUGAUACCGGAAAAUACCCCUACAAACGAUUUUGACUUCUAUCAAGAUACUAUUAGAUGUCAACCUUCAAUUCCAAUAUGUUGGUUAAGUUCAGAACUAGAAGAAUUAUAUAUUGGUCAAAAAGUUAGUUUAGAAGGUCAAAUUCAAGGUCUUACAUUUCCUAAACUUUCUUCUCUUGGUAUUGAAAGUUAUGAUAUAAUUUCAUGUCAUAAUUUGUCAUUUUUGGUUAAUUCUCAUAAUCAUUUAAUUAAGACUUUGACUCUAAGAGAUGAUAGUAGUGCAAUUGAAAUUCCAGAUAUGCCUGUGCUUGAAAAGUGUACUUUAAUAGGUAACUCAGAUGAUUAUAUUUCUAGACUUUAUACAGCUUUGAGAUGGGCCAAAGUAUUGUAUUGUUAUGGUUGCCAAUUCCACUUUUUAUCAGAUGUGUUAGGAGAUCUUGAUUUGGCUCAUUCAGAUAUUGAACUUUUUUAUCUGGUUGAUUCAAGAGAUCCAGAUUCAACUAGAAGGGAAGCUGAAAGAUUAAAUUCAGCUUAUGGAAUACGUACUACCGAAGUUCCAUUGUUAGCUCAACAUAUUACAAUUCAUUCACCAAUUCGUGUUCGUCUAGAUUAUGACCAAGACCAUUCAGCAACUAGGUAUAGAUUACGCACUCUUAGGAACCGUCCAAGUUAUAACUAUGUAGAUGGUAAUCCAGGAGAAUUUUUACAUAUAUUUGUAAUAAAUGGUAUGAGAACUAUUUUAUAAAAUGAGUUGAAGGGAAUAUCUUGAUACUUUAUAUCCUUUUUUUUCCUAUUUUCCCUCCGCCUUUUGCUUUUUGAUUUUUCCUCUAACAAAACAUAUUCCCUUAUUCAUAAUAAUUAGAUAUUUACAUUAGUUGACUUUGGUUUUAUUGAAAUCAAAUUAGAAUUUCCCCAUUCACUGCAACUUCCAAAUAUAUAAUCAAAAAGCUGUUAUUUGAUUUAAAUUCGUCUUUUUAGUUGUUUAUUUAAUUUAUCUAGUGCUGAAUCAUAUGCUUGAAAGCCAUAUUUCCAAUAACUAUUAAGCUAUAGUC
Messenger RNA from Scheffersomyces coipomensis, 1815 nucleotides. RefSeq lists its product as uncharacterized. The record is from RefSeq and is a predicted model, not a curated record. The transcript has a single exon. Lineage: Eukaryota; Fungi; Ascomycota; Pichiomycetes; Serinales; Debaryomycetaceae. The coding region runs from base 252 to 1508 and encodes 418 amino acids.